AUGGACUCCAAAGAAAUCAGUCCUAGAAUCGUCUGCACCUUUGACAAUUGCAACCGUACCUUCGCUACUCAGAAAGAGCUUCGAAAGCACAAAAUCCAGUUCAUUGACCAUGAAUACUGUGCCCGUUGCGACCUGGACUUCGAAGAUGAGAGAGAAUUGUUCGCCCAUAAACUCGAGAGCAACAGCCAUAUUGUCUGUCCUUGCUGCGGAGAAGAAUUUAAAAGCGAGGGAGGCAAGAACACACAUUUUACUCAGUUCCAUAGGGCCAACCAAGAGAUGGUCUGCCACUUCUGCUCUGCCAAGUUCAGCCGUGCCCAUGCGUACAUGUGUCAUAUAGAAAACGACCAGUGUCCGUCGUUCUCUGCAGAGCGGUAUAGGGAACAGCGAGUCAAAAAGGAAGCUCUCAGGACCGUGAUGUCCCGGGUCUUGGACCCUAUUGGAAACGGAUUGGAGCUUCCUGGUUCAUCUAUCACUUCGAGCGUGGAUGGUGGCACUGGCCUCUGUCUCUUAGAUAGGCAUGAAGCAAUGUCCACGCUGGAUGCGAGCAGUAAGCCGGCCGCCACAGGGAGCAGUGGUGGAUGGGACACGGCCUCUGUGCAACUCCGCGGUAUGAGCCUCUGGCCAACUCUCGGAGAAGGGCAAGACGUGGAGAUGGACCCGGAGGAGAGGGACUUCACGACGUAUUCUGAUGCGGGAUUUUGCCGUGACGAGGAGGGAUCUAGAAGUAGUUUCCGACAGACAACCCCGCGCGACAAAAACGCCCUUUUGAUCGAUUUUGACGAGACGUCAUCAAAGGCAUCCGAGAAAACUUGGGGAACUUGGGAAAGCAAAUUUGCCGCAUCGCCUAUUCCUCGGACAGGCGGGGCUGUCGAGAAACGCCAGCAGGAACCAUGGAGUCCUUCUAAGUUCUUCAGUCCCGCUAUGGGCAAGUGGGUAUGUGUAUGUGAUAAGGUAUUUGAUAGUGAGAAAGGAUUCGAGAGCCACAUUAAGUCUGGUAUCCAUAUGGGUGGUGUUUUCCGCUGCCCCGGCUGCUUGCGCAUGUUUAAAACUAGCACAGCAUUGACAGCGCACUGCGAAUCCGCCACGGUGCGUUGCAAAGUGAAUAAGGACGAGAACUAUGCCCGCAUAAUGGAUGAAAUAUCCGCCGGACUGAUCGAGCCAGCCGGAGAGAAUGAAGAUGGCUCUAUCAGGUAUCGAACCGUCCUGCCAUCUCAAACUGGAAUUGAUUGGAAGAAAGUUGUGUGGUAA
This is a messenger RNA of Histoplasma mississippiense, 1248 nucleotides long. RefSeq lists its product with no specific name. Gene Ontology annotation, molecular function: DNA-binding transcription factor activity, RNA polymerase II-specific; RNA polymerase II transcription regulatory region sequence-specific DNA binding. Gene Ontology annotation, biological process: regulation of transcription by RNA polymerase II. Lineage: Eukaryota; Fungi; Ascomycota; Eurotiomycetes; Onygenales; Ajellomycetaceae. Gene Ontology annotation, cellular component: nucleus. The coding region runs from base 1 to 1248 and encodes 415 amino acids. The transcript has 3 exons. The record is from RefSeq and is a predicted model, not a curated record.